This is a messenger RNA of Maniola jurtina (meadow brown), 1891 nucleotides long. RefSeq lists its product as uncharacterized. Lineage: Eukaryota; Metazoa; Arthropoda; Insecta; Lepidoptera; Nymphalidae. Bases 452 to 1465 code for a protein of 337 amino acids. The record is from RefSeq and is a predicted model, not a curated record. The transcript is spliced from 2 exons.
GGCGAUAUAUGUCGUUGAACUACCUUUAUCUCGUAAUGCCCAUCUCCACCCUGAGUAUAACACGUUCGUGAGGGACUAUGUCGAAAACUCUUUGCAUAGUGAACAACUUGUUAUCGAACCGAAGCUACAGGCUGACAUCCUUUCGAACGAUGUCUCUCGACCUCUCCAUGAUGUCGCUACUCGCGCCGAUUUACCGGAGCCAACGCCGAACUUGUUAAAUCAUAUCAUCGAGGUUCUACGCCGUGGUUGUUUUGAACUCAGGAAGUGGGCCAAUAAUUUCUCGUUGUUGUUAGACAAUAUUUCUUGUGACUAUCGUGGUGGUCAAUUGUUAUUGUUCGUUGUCGAGAGCCAACUCUCAGUUAAGGUUCUAGGCCUGGAGUGGAGUCUAUCCCUAGACAAUUUCUCAUUUUCGUUAAGACUGAAGCAUGAAGUUUGCACCCAGCGUAAUGUAAUGUUAGAACUCGCUCGUACUUUCGACUUUUCGAGACUCCUUGAACCUCUUAUUAUCGCUUUCAAGUAUAUCGUCAAACAAAUUUGGGCGCCUGGGCUAGAGUGGAAGUCACCAUCCUCUCGUUGGAAGACAUACGUCGCUAAUUGCAUUGAUCGCAUUCAGGAGACAAUCCCUCCUAGUCAUUGGCACCUCAUCAGGACCGAGGAUAAUCCGGCUGACUGUGCCUCUCGUGGCCUAUCGGUUCAGCAAUGUAUCGAUCAUCAUCUGUGCUGGUCUGAUCCUAAGUGGCUGUCGUCUUUUGAACCCGUUUGGUCUAAUGCUCGGAUCAUCGAAGAACCCGCUACUGCUAAAGCAGAACAACGCGAUUCAGUUGUGUCGUCAUUCGUUGCAGUCGAUCAACUCAAUAACUAUCCUUCGCUUCCCAAAUCGUUACGCAAGUUACAUCCCUUUUUGGAUGAAAACGGUUUAGUCAGGGUGGGCGGUAGACUAGUUCAUUCGGAACUAGAUCACGGUUGUAAAAGCUCCUUGUCAUUACCUCGACAACCGCGUUUAACUUCGCGUCUCGUCAAUCAAAUGCAUGCUGAUAACAUGCAUCCUAGUCUUAGAACACUAAGCUACUUACUAGCUCAGAAUCAUUGGAUUCUUUCGUCUCGUCGAGCUAUUAGUAGUCAGCUAUCUAAAUGUGUGAAGUAUUAUCGCGAUGAUCCUAAAUUUUUAACAUUUCGUAUGAGUGGCUUACCCAAAUUGAAAGUUUUUCAACUUAAAGCUCGUUCGUGGUACCCCUGGUGGGACCCUGGCGGUUAUCAGAGUCGAUUUCGUGGGACCGUUUCCCUCGUACAUUUAGCGUUGUCGUGGAUCUCGUACCUAUCGUCUCGUAGAAUUGCGUUUCUCGUGUCGCUCUCGCUACCAGGACUAGGUCGGGUCGACUACAAAGACCAUAGAGUCCGCUACUAUUUAUCGAUAUUUAAAAUACACGUAUUUUGGUGGGCGGAAUGUUCAAUCCCCAUCGACUAGAUAAUCUUAUUUCGUUUAGUUUUAGAAUUUAGUUUUAGUUUUUAGAUAGGUUCAUUUGAAUUUAGCGGCAGAUCAAUUAGCUGCAAUAGGUAUAUUGUUAGUAUCGUUCGUCGGGUUGAUAGAUAUAUUGUCGCCAGUGAGGGUAGAUAGGUUACCGCUCAUUGGCAGAGUCGCUCGCGCGUGAAGACAGACGACACACGUCGUCGGCGCUCCAAGCCCCGAAUCCAUCACGCUGGGCCCUGGGGCCAUCCCAAGUGCUACAGGGAAGUGCUUAGUGUCGGUACCGACGGGAGGAGAGACUGCGACGGCGCUGGUGAGUCGAGUUUUCUUAUUUUCUCCUCACUGGUGUCGCGUCAAAAUUAGGUAUUCGUUUUGAAAAAUACAGUCCAUCAGGAAGCGAUUCGAACCCCUUCACCCAUGCCAACU